CACCCAUCCCGCAUCUGUUUUUCUUUGAAUUACUCUCCUUGCAGUUUCUGAUUCAUACAGGGCCUUACAGAAGCUCCAGAUGGCGUCUUCCGUGGGCAACGUGGCCGACAGCACAGAGCCAACGAAACUAACCUUCCAAGGGUUAGCUGAGUUGGCACAUCGAGAAUAUCAGGCAGGAGAUUUUGAGGCAGCUGAGAGAUACUGCAUGCAGCUCUGGAGACAAGAGCCAGACAAUACUGAUGUACUUUUAUUACUUUCAUCUAUACACUUCCAGUGUCGAAGGCUGGACAGAUCUGCCCACUUUAGUACUCUGGCAAUUAAACAGAACCCUCUUCUGGCAGAAGCUUAUUCGAAUUUGGGGAAUGUGUACAAGGAAGGAAGGCAGUUGCAGGAAGCAAUUGAGCAUUACCGGUAUGCAUUGCGUCUCAAACCAGAUUUCUUCAAUGGUUAUAUUAACCUGGCAGCCACUUUGGUAGCAGCAGGUGACAUGGCAGGGGCAGUACAAGCUUACGUCUCUGCUCUUCAGUAGAAUCCUGAUUUGUACUGUGUUGGCAGUGACCUGGGAAACCUGCUCAAAGCCCUGGCUCACUUGGAAGGAGCCAAGGCACGUUAUUUGAAAGCAAUUGAGACGCAACCGAACUUUGCAGUAGCUUGGAGUAAUCUUGGCUGUGUUUUCAAUGCACAAGGGGAGAUUUGGCUUGCAAUUCAUCACUUUGAAAAGGCUGUCACCCUUGACCCCCAUUUUCUGGAUGCUUAUAUCAAUUUAGGAAAUGUCUUGAAAGAGCCACGGAUUUUUGACAGAGCUGUGGCAGCUUACUUUGCCCUAAGCUUGAGUCCAAAUCAGGCAGUGGUACAUGGCAACCUGGCUCAUGCAUACUAUGAGCAAGGUCUGAUAGAUCUGGCAAUAGACACCUAGAGGCGAGCUAUUGAGUUCCAACCACAUUUCCCUGAUGCUUACUGCAACCUAGCCAACACUCUCAAAGAGAAGGGCAGUGUUACCGAAGCAGAAGAUUGUUAUAAUACAGCUCUCCGGCUGUGUCCCACCCAUGCAGACUCUCUGAAUAACCUAGCCAAUAUCAAACGAGAACAGGGAAACAUUGAAGAGGCAGUUCGCUUGUAUCGUAAAGCAUUAGAAGUCUUCCCAGAGUUUGCUGCUGCCCAUUCAAAUUUAGCAAGUGUAUUGCGGCAGCAUGGAGAACUGCAGGACGCUCUGAUGCAUUAUCAGGAGGCUAUUCGAAUCAGUCCUACCUUUGCGGAUGCCCACAGGAAUCUGGCUGCCAUUCACAAGGAUUCAGGGAAUAUUCCAGAAGCAAUUGCUUCUUAUCGCACUGCUCUGAAGCUUCAACCUGAUUUUCCUGACGCUUAUUGUGAUUUGGUUCAUUGCCUGCAGAUUGUCUGUGAUUGGACAGACUAUGAUGAGCGAAUGAAGAAGUUGGUCAGCAUUGUGGCUGACCAGUUAGAGAAGAAUAGGUUGCCUUCUGUUCAACCUCAUCAUAGUAUGCUCUAUCCUCUUUCUCAUGGCUUCAGGAAGGCUAUUGCUGAGAGGCAUGGGAACGUCUGCUUGGAUAAUAUAAAUGUCCUUCAUAAACCACCGUAUGAACAUCCAAAAGACUUGAAGCUCAGCGGUGGUCGACUGCGUGUAGGAUACGUGAGUUCUGACUUUGGGAAUCAUCCUACUUCUCAUCUUAUGCAGUCUAUUCCAGGCAUGCACAAUCCUGAUAAAUUUGAGGUGUUCUGUUAUGCCCUGAGCCCAGAUGAUGGCACAAACUUCCGACUGAAGGUGAUGGCAGAAGCCCAUCAUUUCAUUGAUCUUUCUCAGAUUCCAUGCGAUGGAAAAGCAGCUGAUCGCAUCCAUCAAGAUGGUAUACACAUCCUUGUAAAUAUGAAUGGUUAUACCAAGGGUGCUCGAAAUGAACUCUUUGCUCUCAGGCCAGCUCCUAUUCAGGCAAUGUGGCUGGGGUACCCUGGGACUAGUGGCGCGCUUUUCAUGGAUUAUAUCAUCACUGAUCAGGAAACUUCACCUGCUGAAGUUGCUGAGCAGUAUUCUGAGAAACUGGCUUAUAUGCCCCGUACUUUCUUUAUUGGUGAUCAUGCUAAUAUGUUCCCUCACCUGAAGAAAAAAGCGGUCAUCGAUUUUAAGUCCAAUGGGCACAUUUAUGACAAUUGGAUUGUGCUGAAUGGCAUCGACCUCAAAGCAUUUCUUGAUAGUCUACCAGAUGUGAAAAUAGUCAAGAUGAAAUGUCCUGAUGGAGAAGACAACACAGACAGCAGUAAUACAGCUCUUAAUAUGCCUGUCAUUUCUAUGAAUUCUAUUGCAGAAGCAGUUAUUGAAAUGAUUAACAGAGGACAAAUUCAGAUGACAAUUAAUGGAUUCAGUAUUAGCAAUGGACUGGCAACUACCCAGAUCAACAAUAAGGCUGCCACUGGAGAGGAGGUUCCCCGUACCAUUAUUGUAACCACACGUUCUCAGUAAGGGUUACCGGAAGAUUCCAUUUUGUACUGUAACUUUAAUCAGUUAUAUAAAAUUGACCCACCUACUUUGCAGAUGUAGGCAAGUAUUCUGAAACGUGUUCCCAAUAGUGUAAUGUGGCUGUUGCAUUUUCCAGCAGUAGGAAAACCUAAUAUUCAACAGUAUGCACAAAAUAUGGGCCUUCCCCAGAACCGUAUCAUUUUUUCACCUGUUGCUCCUAAAGAGGAACAUGUUCGGAGAGGCCAGCUGGCUGAUGUCUGCUUGGACACUCCACUCUGUAAUGGACACACCACAGGGAUGGAUGUCCUUUGGGCAGGGACACCCAUGGUGACUAUGUCAGGUGAGACCCUUGCUUCCCGAGUUGCAGCUUCCCAGCUCACUUGUUUAGGCUGUCCUGAGCUUAUUGCUAAAAAUAGACAAGACUAUGAAGACAUAGCUGUGAAACUGGGAACUGAUCUAGAAUACCUGAAGAAAAUUCGUGGCAAAUUCUGGAAGCAGAGAAUAUCUAGCCCUCUGUUCAACACCAAACAAUACACAAUGGAACUAGAGCGGCUCUAUCUACAGAUGUGGGAGCAUUAUGCAGCUGGCAACAAACCUGAUCACAUGAUUAAGCCUGUUGAAGUCACUGAGUCGGCCUAA
This is a messenger RNA of Physeter macrocephalus (sperm whale), 3109 nucleotides long. RefSeq names its product UDP-N-acetylglucosamine--peptide N-acetylglucosaminyltransferase 110 kDa subunit-like. Lineage: Eukaryota; Metazoa; Chordata; Mammalia; Artiodactyla; Physeteridae. Gene Ontology annotation, molecular function: protein binding; protein O-acetylglucosaminyltransferase activity. The record is from RefSeq and is a predicted model, not a curated record. Gene Ontology annotation, biological process: protein O-linked glycosylation.